AAUAUCCGGGAACCCAGCAGAGUUUACCAUUGAGUAGAAACACAUUGAACAGUGAAGAUGAGUGGAAGAGGCAAAGGAGGAAAAGGACUCGGUAAAGGAGGCGCAAAGCGUCACCGUAAAGUGCUCCGUGAUAACAUCCAGGGAAUCACCAAGCCCGCUAUCCGCCGUCUGGCUCGCCGUGGUGGAGUGAAGCGUAUCUCCGGUCUAAUCUACGAGGAGACCCGCGGUGUGUUGAAGGUGUUCCUGGAGAAUGUGAUCCGUGAUGCCGUCACCUACACCGAGCACGCCAAGAGAAAGACCGUGACCGCCAUGGAUGUGGUGUAUGCUCUGAAGAGGCAGGGACGCACUCUGUACGGCUUCGGAGGUUAAACACGCACCGUCCGUUUAUUGAGACCAAAGGCCCUUUUAAGGGCCACA
Molecule: messenger RNA, 417 nt
Organism: Cottoperca gobio
Lineage: Eukaryota; Metazoa; Chordata; Actinopteri; Perciformes; Bovichtidae
Product: histone H4
Exons: 1
Coding region: 58-369 (103 amino acids)
Cellular component (GO): nucleosome
Molecular function (GO): DNA binding; structural constituent of chromatin; protein heterodimerization activity
Source: RefSeq, a predicted model, not a curated record